Molecule: messenger RNA, 2004 nt
Organism: Molossus molossus (Pallas's mastiff bat)
Lineage: Eukaryota; Metazoa; Chordata; Mammalia; Chiroptera; Molossidae
Gene: ITM2C
Product: integral membrane protein 2C
Exons: 6
Coding region: 106-915 (269 amino acids)
Biological process (GO): negative regulation of amyloid precursor protein biosynthetic process
Cellular component (GO): extracellular exosome; Golgi apparatus; plasma membrane
Molecular function (GO): amyloid-beta binding
Source: RefSeq, a predicted model, not a curated record
CGAGCAGGAUCCAAACUUCCGGUGCCUGCAGAGUGCAGAGCAGCGCGGCGCAGAAGGAGGCUGCACAGUCAGAGGCUGCAGGUCGGACCGCGGCCCGGCGCAGCCAUGGUGAAGAUCAGCUUCCAGCCCGCCGUGGCCGGUAUCAAGGCCGACAAGGCCGACAAGGCUUCGGCCUCGGCCUCGGCCCCGGCCCCCGGCCCGGCCGCUGAGAUCCUGCUGACGCCGACUCGGGAGGAGCGGCCCCCCUACCACCGCCACAAGAAGGGGGGCUCUGUGGGCAGCGUGUGCUACCUGUCCAUGGGCAUGGUCGUGCUGCUCAUGGGCCUGGUGUUCGCCUCUGUCUACAUCUACAGAUACUUCUUCCUCGCUCAGCUGGCCCGAGACAACUUCUUCCACUGCGGCAUCUUCUACGAGGACUCCCUGUCCUCCCAGGCCCGCACGCGGAUGGAGCUGGAGGAGGACGUGAAGAUCUACCUGGAGGAUAACUACGAGCGCAUCAACGUGCCGGUGCCGCAGUUCGGCGGCGGCGACCCUGCGGACAUCAUUCAUGACUUCCAGCGGGGUCUGACAGCCUACCAUGACAUCUCCCUGGACAAGUGCUACGUCAUUGAACUCAACACCACCAUUGUGCUGCCCCCUCGCAGCUUCUGGGAGCUCCUCAUGAACGUGAAGAGAGGGACCUACCUGCCACAGACGUACAUCAUCCAGGAGGAGAUGGUGGUCACAGAGCAUGUCAGUGACAAGGAGACCCUGGGCUCCUUCAUCUACCACCUGUGCAAUGGGAAGGACACCUACCGGCUGCGGCGCCGGGCUACUCGGAGGCGAAUCAACAAGCGGGGGGCCAAGAAGUGCAACGCCAUCCGCCACUUCGAGAACACCUUCGUGGUGGAGACGCUCAUCUGCGGGGUGGUGUGAAGGCCUCCCCUCCGUCUGGCCCCACUCCCACCCGCCUGUCCUCUUCGCCUACCGCUCUCUGGCCCCCCUCCUCCCCUCCCCUUGCUUGUACUUUGGACGCCAUCCAUAUCCGUGACGUGUCUCCACAGUCCUGCCCAGCCCUGCCCGCCUCCCUGCACCGGAGCUGCUGAUGCCCCGGGCCUGGCCCGCAGAGAGGGCGCCCUAAGGUGGUUUCUGUGACCACCUGAAAGGUGGUCCUCAGGGGCCGGCCCACAGCCGCACUGGCAGUCCACGGGAAGGACUGGGUGGGGGGCUGGGCACGCGGGGGUCCUGGGCUAGGGGACAGGGUGGGGGAGGGGUGAGAAGUGGGGUUCAGAAAUGCCCGCACAGUUGGGAAAGUCCCGAAGGUUUUUCCUUGCACAGCACACUCCCGGGGCCCAAUUCCCUGGUCUGGACUGAGAAUGGGGGGCUGUGUCCAGGGAUGGGCCCGCCCAGAGCACAAGGGAAGGUGGCUGUCCUGGGGGUCCCCCAGGACUCGGGUCAGUGCCUUCGGCCCCCCAGACGGAGCCUGGAGCUUGGGGGUGGGAGGAGUUUGUCAAGCACAAUCGUUCUCCGAAUAGAACCAAAGAGGGAGGAGCCUGGGCCGCCAGCGCCGCCCCCAGGCGGAGCAGCCUGGGCCGCAGCCACCGGCACACGGGGAGGGCCGCGGAGGGUCGCUUCUCACUCUGCCCUGUGGGCGGAGCGCAGCACGGACCCGAGACGGGCUGUGGGUCUCGCUGAGGGGUGGGGGCUCCCUGCUUCCUCCGAACUGCCAGCUGUUUUAGAAGAUCCUGCGGAGAGGAGGGAGCGCCACCUGGUACCUGCACCCCCUGCCUCUUUGUUCUGCAGCCCGCCUCCCCCGCCGCCCCCUUGGGGGGACGCACCCUUUUCCUUUUCCUGCUCACUUUUGCAUGUUUUUACUGAUCGUUCGAUAUGCUAAGCGCUCUGAGCCCUGAGCCCUGAAGAGGGGUGCUUGACGCCUCCAGUCAGACUUAGGUGCUCCCUGGAGAUUAGACUCUUCCACGCUUUGUAUACUUUCUCAAUUAGAUCUCUUUUCAGAAGCGUCUGUAG